This is a messenger RNA of Lachancea thermotolerans CBS 6340, 1308 nucleotides long. It is a transcript of the gene ADA2, whose product is annotated as chromatin-binding transcription regulator ADA2. The record is from RefSeq and is a predicted model, not a curated record. Gene Ontology annotation, molecular function: protein binding; transcription coactivator activity; chromatin binding. The transcript has a single exon. Gene Ontology annotation, biological process: chromatin remodeling; regulation of transcription by RNA polymerase II. Bases 1 to 1308 code for a protein of 435 amino acids. NCBI's taxonomy places the organism in Eukaryota, Fungi, Ascomycota, Saccharomycetes, Saccharomycetales, Saccharomycetaceae. Gene Ontology annotation, cellular component: SAGA-type complex; nucleus.
AUGUCUAACAAGUUCCAUUGCGAUGUGUGCUCCUCGGACUGCACCAACAGAGUUAGAAUUUCGUGCGCAGAGUGCCCCGAAUACGACCUCUGCGUGCCUUGCUUCUCGCAGGGGCUCUACAAUGGCAACCACAGGCCCUUCCACAACUACAAAAUCAUCGAGACGAACUCGUACCCCAUUCUGUGCGAGGACUGGGGUGCGGACGAAGAGCUAGCUCUCAUCAAGGGUUCGCAAACCCUCGGCCUCGGCAACUGGCAGGAUGUUGCAGACCAUAUAGGAAACAGAACCAAGGAAGAGGUUGACGAGCAUUACACCAAGUAUUACCUUAACAGCCCAUAUUAUCCCAUCCCUGACAUCACGCAAAACAUCGACAUCCCUCAGGAGCAGUUCCUCAACGACCGCAGGCGCAGGAUCGAGAGGUUUAGAGGACAGCCCUUGCAGCCUCCCAGAAAGCCCAUAGCUUCGGUCCCAAGCUGUCACGAAGUUCAAGGGUUUAUGCCAGGGCGUCUCGACUUUGAAACAGAGUUCGAAAACGAGGCAGAGGGACCUGUCAAAGACAUGGUUUUUGAGCCUGACGACCAGCCGCUAGACAUUGAAGUCAAGCUCAUUAUUCUCGACAUAUACAAUUCCAGGCUCACUACAAGGGCGGAGAAGAAGAGGCUGCUGUUCGAGAAUGGUCUCAUGGAGUACCGUAAGCUCCAAGGGAUUGACAAAAAGAGAAGCAAGGAGUCUAAGGACCUUUUUAACACUCUUAAAGCGUAUGCUCGCAUAAUGACUCCCCGGGAUUUUGAGGAGUUCAGCAAGGACGUUUUAGAGGAGCUGCGGUGCAGGUCUCGAAUUCAUCAACUGCAGGAAUGGAGAAGCAACGGCAUUACAACGCUUGAGGCUGGUCUCAAGUAUGAGCGCGAUAAGCAGGCGCGCAUAAUGACUCUGGAGCGCUUUGGUAGCUCCUUGCAUUCUUCUUCUAAUGGAAAUGGAAACGGUCGCCAUAGGGUGUCUUCCGCUCAUCGCGCCAACGCUGACUAUGGUCAAAAUUACAACGAGGCAGCUUCGCGCAAGAAGGCUUUGACUACUGGCGACAUCCAGCAUGGCGCCGACUUUGGUCUUCUUUCUGGUGAAGAGCAACAGCUGUGCAUUCAGUUGAAAAUCCUACCCAAGCCAUACUUAGCUAUAAAAGAGGUCAUGUUUAGAGAACUUUUGAGGGCUGGUGGAAAUAUGAAGAAGAAAACAUGUCGCGAAUUGCUGAAUAUUGACCCCGCGAAGGCAAACAGAAUUUACGAUUUCUUUCAAAGUCAAAGGUGGCUAUAA